Messenger RNA from Gryllus bimaculatus (two-spotted cricket), 477 nucleotides. Lineage: Eukaryota; Metazoa; Arthropoda; Insecta; Orthoptera; Gryllidae. The record is from the annotation of a GenBank genome assembly.
GUCAACCUUCUGCAUCGAUUCCGAAUUGGGCUGCGAUGUGCGGCAUUGAUGUUCCGUUCGCUACUACGCGUUUCGGCCCAUUGCGCACCGGGGACGGCGGCGGGAGAGCGGGUGGUCGAGAGGAGCGCCGGCCGGGCGGCGUCCCCGUUGCCUAGCGACGCGAGCCCCGGCGCUGGCGGCGACGGCGGCCUCCGCCCCUCCCCGCAGCCAGCUCGACGGCCAGCGUUCGUUCUCCUCGCCGGAGGCAGCGGCGGCGGUGGCGGCGCUGGAGGCGGCGGCGGCGAGCUCAAAUUAGGAGAGGUCACCGCACGUGAAAGAACAGGAGCAAGACACAGCGGCCCCAAGUUCAAGCUCUGCGGGAGAUGGGGCGAAAUGGCCGCGGAAGGAGACAACCAUUAUUCUCCCAAGUUGGGGCGUGUCCGCGUCGCGCGGGAGAUACUGCUAUAUACACAAUUUCACCAUCUUUUUGCUGAAUAA